This is a messenger RNA of Indicator indicator, 405 nucleotides long. RefSeq names its product mitochondrial ribosomal protein S16 (gene MRPS16). The transcript has 3 exons. Bases 16 to 405 code for a protein of 129 amino acids. Gene Ontology annotation, biological process: mitochondrial translation. NCBI's taxonomy places the organism in Eukaryota, Metazoa, Chordata, Aves, Piciformes, Indicatoridae. Gene Ontology annotation, cellular component: mitochondrial small ribosomal subunit; ribosome. Gene Ontology annotation, molecular function: structural constituent of ribosome. The record is from RefSeq and is a predicted model, not a curated record.
AGUUCGGCCGCCGUCAUGGUGCAGCUCGGUAGCCGCCUCCUGAAAGGCUACCGCGGAGGGCAUGUCGUGAUCCGUUUUGCCCUCGGAGGCUGCACCAACCGGCCCUUCUUUCGUAUCGUGGCAGCGCACAGCAAACGCGCCCGCGACGGGAAGUACCUGGAGCAGCUCGGCUGCCUCGACCCACUGCCCAACGCCUACGGCGAGAGGGUGGCGGGGCUCAACCUGGAACGGCUGCGCUACUGGCUCGGCUGCGGCGCGCAGCUCUCCCGGCCCGCAGAGAAGCUUUUGGGUCUAGCAGGGUUCCUGCCGCUGCACCCCAUGACAGUGACUGGCGCCGAGAGGCUGCGCCGCCGGCGGACCGCGCCCUCAGCGAUCAGCUCGCCCGGACCCGGCGAUGGGGCCUGA